AAUUGACUGGGGUUAAAGGUUUCUUCUUGAGAGGAUUUGAAACCCCUUUCAUCAAGAAUUGAUUUGACUAAAAGCUGUAGCCAUAUCACGUUUCACCUUUGUACCUUUGGGUGGAUGGAGCUUACUAAAACCUGAUCAGCUCGAAGAAAUAAGGGCAAAGUCAUUCAUUUGUAGCACCACUUUGAGUGUUAUUGCUGAAACGUUACAAGAACAUCAUAAAGAUGUUUCUCCCCUUGAUCCUGGGAACCACUGGAUGGACACCUUUUGAUUCAAAACCAUUUGACUGCUUUCUUCAAGGUCUGACAACAUGUUUUCUCUGAUUAUGGUUAAAUUCUCAGCACUUUUCAAUGUCAUGUCUCCUCUUUACUGGCUUAUUUUUGGUUGUGUUUUUUUUAAAGGGCUCGUAGGUGCAUGUGGAAUAUCAGUGCUGUACAACCUGCUGAGAGUCUACAAUUUUGUUCAAAAUUCCAAUGAUUCUGACUCUGGAAAUGGAAGCAAACCCAGGUCAUCCUCACUGGGCACGUCUCUGAGAGGGAACUGGAGAUCAGCCCUCCAGUUCUGGAUUCUGACUGUCCUCCUCUCUCUGAUGGGCUCGAGGGUUUUCUCCCUGAUAGUGCUGGAGUUUUCCCUCAGGGCUGUUUCUACCUGGGCGUCAGCUGGACUGGAUGCCAGUGGCAGAGGUCUAGACAUGAUCCUAAUCCAGAGCCAGUUCUCCCUGGGUUGUAGCCUCACCGGCACUCUGAUCUUCCUCCAACAGAGGGCUCCACACAGCUCCCUCAGCUUAUUUCUGGCAGCUGCUCUCAGCUGGAAACUGGCAAGCUUGAGCCACAGUCUGUGGAUCCAUGUGGCCAGACUCUACCCGCUGCACAGCACUAAACAGUACUGUGGGAAGUGCAUCACUCUUCUAACCUCCGGACACACCAUACUGGCUUCACUGCAAAGAGCGGUUGUCUUGGCUUUUGCUGUAGCAAGUGUUGCUUCCACCGCUACAGUUUAUGACCACUUCCUGUCCCAGAAGGAUGCUAUGAAGUUCUGGACUCUGCUGACGCUCUGUUACAUUAUGUUGCUCGUGUAUAUUCAAGAGGAUGAGCAUCGGCAGACAGGCACAGCGGCCCUCCUGCACUCUGUAGUUAUGCGGCUGGGAGCCUUGCUCGUCCUCAUGCUUGCAAUGGGAUACUGGUCUGAUGUGUUUCAAAUCCUCAUCGCGUUUCUGGGAGAAGCAGUCUGUCUAUUGCCUUCUUGGGAUCUUCUGCAGGCUUUGCUGAAGGAAGAAAAAGAGGAAUCAAGCUUGAGCAGACGUGACGAGUGCUCCAGUCACAAAGGAACCACAAUUAAAACAUCAUCACGUGGCAGAUAACGGUGCACUCAAACUCCACCACAAUGAUUAUCAUUGACUGUCUCACCUGUAAAGAUGCACUAUUACUUUGUGUUGUAAAAUAAUAUUGUGCUUAAAGGCUUUAAUUGACUUCUUGUUGUUUGGGGUCUUAUAUUAAACAGAAAUAAUAUAAAAAAAUAAGCUGAUUUAGUAUUUAAUGUCCAGCCAUUUAUUUUUUUUCGCUAAUCCAAGUCAGGCUUGUGUGGGAGCUGGAGUCUGCUUUUAUGGGGAGAGAGGCGGACAGCUUGCCAGUCUAUCACAAAGAUAACACAGAGAGACCUACUUGCUUGCCUUUGGACUGUGGGAAGAAUCCAGAGAGAACCAACACAGGCACAGAACAUGUAAGCUCCACAUAAAGAGAGACAACAGUGGUAACCACUGUGCCGCCCAUAAUGUGUUUUAAAUGAUGGGAGCCAGGUGUGUUCAGAGACUGAAACAAUAAAAGUGCUCGCUACUAUAACAGAGAAGCUUUUGGCACUUAUCUGAUCACACGACUUUGGAGAACUGUAGAAGUACUGAUUAGUUACAGCUCAUUUAUUAUAAUUCAAUAGUGUUUCAGUGAAGUUUACUGUGAUUUUCUUUCAUAAAAUAUUCAGUUAUUUACAUUUUAUUGUUAUAUGAACUGAAGAGAAACUGGUGAUGUGUUCAUUAAAGGAUGGCUGUAAUCAGGGCAUUAACCCAGUGAGGCUAACUAGUUUAAAUACUAUUCAGUGUGUGCUAGUUAGAACAAAUGUGCUAGUUUUGUUCCCUGAUUACCAAGACUUUGAAGUACAAUUGAAAAAAAUAUAUAUACAUGCAAAACUAUUGAGUCACAUCUUGUUUCUUUAGAUUUUGUUAGGACAAUGGAAAAUGGGUGCAGCAAUUUAUUGAAAUGUGCAAACAAACAUGGAAAUACAGUGCUGCUCAAUGUAGUUUUUAGACCUGACACUUGACCAGUUUCCUUAGAUGUUUCAAGUA
Messenger RNA from Haplochromis burtoni (Burton's mouthbrooder), 2332 nucleotides. RefSeq names its product transmembrane protein 82. Lineage: Eukaryota; Metazoa; Chordata; Actinopteri; Cichliformes; Cichlidae. The record is from RefSeq and is a predicted model, not a curated record. The transcript has 5 exons. Bases 308 to 1357 code for a protein of 349 amino acids.